CCCACGACAUCAAUUGGACAACAGUUUAGAUGCGGGUUAUGAAAGGUAGGAGAGGUAGUGCUCAAAAAGAUCCAUUCAUCUGCUACAAUGUGAUCCCUUUUGGAUGUGUUUUACUCACCUUGCUGCCCACAGGUAAGGUUUGGAUACCUGUGGCCUGGGCAGAGACAACGAUACGCUCGAGGAGGUUUUAUUUUAUUGCCCUCAUAAUAUCAUUCUGUUCCCCUUUGGUUUAAUUACCCUGGGAAUCGCACGGGGAAUAAUCACGGGAAGGACGGGACAACGGUGCUAUUAGUGAGAUGUUAUCAGUCCAGAUAUUUCGAGGUGCUGCCGGGAUGGGGAGGGGCCAUCGGAGCUUUCCUGUCGAGUAUGGCGAUGGAUAAGUAUAAGACCCCCUGGAAGAAUGUGAUCACAUAGAAAAAAAAUCAUCAUUCUGUUGCCCUCCUUCGCUCGAGACCCCAGACGCUCCAACAUGCAGCAUCUCAUUCUCCUCGCGUCGCUCUUUUCCCUCUCCACGGCUUCAAGUGAUUGGUGCUACCCCUCCCAGUUCUCCUGCACUCAUCAAUGCAAAACACCAGAGUCCUGGAACCAGGCCAACAGUGCGUGCGGGGGGAGGGCCCAGUCCCCUAUCAACGUGGUGACGAGGAAGGCCCUGGUGGACGAACGCCUCGGACCCUUCACCUUCCACAACUACCAGCAGACCUUCCACAGCACCAUCAAGAACAACGGCCACUCCGUGCAGGUGUCUGUGAACCACCUGGCCACGGUCCAGGGAGGGGAACUGGUCACGGGCUACAAGGCCGUGCAGUUCCACCUGCACUGGGGCAAGGACGGAGGCCCGGGCUCAGAGCACACCAUCGACGGAGAGCAGUACCCCAUGGAGCUCCACAUCGUCCACAUGAAGAAGGAGUACACUGAUCUGUCCGCGGCACUGAAGGACCCCAACGGAGUGGCCGUGCUCGGAUUCUUUUACGAGGAGUCGAGAAGUGCCAACAAGAAGUAUGACAACAUCAUCAACGCCUUGCCGAAGAUCACAGCACCAAAUAGCAACACCAGCCUGGCCUCCAUCAGCCUGGACCAGCUGAUCCCGGCCAGGCAGAACCUGACCACCUACUACCGCUACAAGGGCUCCUUGACCACCCCAGGCUGCACCGAGUCGGUCGUCUGGACCCUGUUUGAACACACCAUCCCCCUCAGCAAGGAGCAGCUCCAGGUCUUCUCCAAGCUCCGCUUCCCCAACGGGGAGCCCAUGGUGGGGAACUUCCGGCCCCUGCAGCCGCUCAACGGUCGGAUGGUGUACCGAUCGGGCGCCGGCGCCCUGCUGGCCAGCGCCCUCCUGCUGAUGGCCUCCGUCAGCGUGACCCUGGGUCUGUCCCAGCGCCGCUGACGGAGGAGGAAGCCCCCGAGUCAGGUGCCCCCACGACCGCAGACAUCCAUCCACACACCUCCGCCCGGGGGCUCUCGGCCUUCCGGUCCGUUUUUUUCUCCGUACUUUGGGGGGGCUUCCGUGUCGGGACGAUGUCACGCUAAAAUGACCGUCCGUCAGUCACGUGAUCAGCCUUAUGGGAAGAAGCAAGUUUGUGUUUGUGUGUGUGUGUGUGUCGCAUGCGUGUCGCAGGGCAGUGCACCUGGCGUUUUAUUAUUUGCAGCAUUUUUGAAUGUGCCAUAUAGCCGGUCGAUAUAACUUGUUAAUCUGUACUAACCCCCAAAGAAUACAACCCAAUCCAGACUCGCCUAUAACGUCACGAGCACACACCUCCCCCUCUCCCAGCGACCACGGUCAGUCCACACUACUACCACUCUGUUUACGGUCAUAUAACCUCUAGA
Gadus chalcogrammus (walleye pollock) is the source of this 1824-nucleotide messenger RNA. RefSeq names its product carbonic anhydrase IV a (gene ca4a). The record is from RefSeq and is a predicted model, not a curated record. Gene Ontology annotation, molecular function: carbonate dehydratase activity; zinc ion binding. Gene Ontology annotation, cellular component: plasma membrane. NCBI's taxonomy places the organism in Eukaryota, Metazoa, Chordata, Actinopteri, Gadiformes, Gadidae. The transcript has 8 exons. Bases 470 to 1384 code for a protein of 304 amino acids.